This is a messenger RNA of Arachis stenosperma, 2371 nucleotides long. RefSeq lists its product as uncharacterized. Bases 228 to 950 code for a protein of 240 amino acids. Gene Ontology annotation, molecular function: mRNA binding. The record is from RefSeq and is a predicted model, not a curated record. NCBI's taxonomy places the organism in Eukaryota, Viridiplantae, Streptophyta, Magnoliopsida, Fabales, Fabaceae. The transcript has 2 exons.
CACAAAAUCACCAGCGGAUAGCGGUUUGAAGCUGAAGAACCCGAUAGGCCACAGCCCAUAGGAGUCCCGAGUCCCUCAUAGUUAGAGAAGAAGGAAAAUCGAACAAAAUCGAACCCGCCGCCUUCCCAAACCUCUUCUCCACUUCAACUUCCCAUCACGCAAUCCCCGAAAUCCCAAUUUGUCAAACCCUAAUUUCGAUCCCCGAAUAUCCAGAUCGAUCGAAUUCCAUGGCAAACCCUUCCUCAUCUUCCUCCUCCUCGUCUCAAUUCACCUACUCCUCCGAUCCCUCUUACUUCCCCACUCCCUUCCACCUUCAACAACCGCCUUACGCCCCACCCCCUCGUCCCCCUCCUCCCACCGUCGCCGCUGCCCCCGCUGCUGCCGCAUACAGCUAUCCUCCUCCACCGUCACACCACCACCAAUUCCAGCGCGACGCUCAGCAACUCUUCCAGCGCGACGCCCAGACCAUCACCCCGGAGGCUCUCGAGAGCGUGAAGGCCGCCAUAGCCAGCAGCGACGUCGACCACAAGACCGACGCGAAGCGGAAGGCAGUUCCCCGCCGUGCCGCUGGGCAGACGUGGGAGGAUCCCUCGCUGGCCGAGUGGCCGGAGAACGACCAUCGCUUGUUCUGCGGCGAUCUAGGGAACGAGGUGAACGACGACGUUUUGUCGAAGGCGUUCACAAGAUUCCCUUCGUUUAACAUGGCGAGAGUUGUGAGGGACAAGCGAUCAGGGAAGACCAAAGGGUACGGAUUCGUGAGCUUUGCGGACCCUUCGGACCUCGCUGUGGCUCUGAAGGAGAUGAACGGGAAGUACGUUGGGAACAGGCCAAUCAAGCUAUGCAAGAGCAAGUGGAAGGAGAGGACCGAUUAUGAUGCUGUUGAUAAGCAGAAGAAGCACUCCAAGAAGAAGUUGAAGUCUUCCUCCAAGGUUGGCGUGUUGCAUUACUAAUUAAGGUAGACGUCGAAAAGAAAAAGAAAAAGUGUUUGCAUUGAAAUCCUAAUUUGAACUACUUGAUGUAGCUAUAUAUGUGAGUUGUUUUAGUUUAUGAAGGUUUUGAAAAUGACUCAUAUGUGGACUGUGGUCAAUGUUAAAUCCAUGUAAGUUGCUGAUGCGACCAAAUUGAACAACUUAGUUACCCACCUCAAGGCUCUGUGAACGUAAGAAUCGUUGAGGCUCUGUUUUUUAUAACAAGAAUUUAUGAAAGAAAUAUGCAAUCUGAAAACUAAAUAAGGAAAUAAGUUUCCAUUGUUUUUGAAACUUAUUUCAUAAUUCCUGAAAACAUGAAAGCCCAGAAUAAAAUCUGACUUUUUGUUGUUUCAAUGUUUGCAGUUUGUUUUAUCUCUUUCUAGUUUAUGUUGUUUCUCUGUGCAGAACCAUUUAGAAAUUAAUGGUGAUUGGCUCAAAAAACAUAUGCAAGAACAACUCAAGUGUCAACUUCAUCUUAUAGGUUUUAUUUGAACCUCUCUAGGUUGUUAACGCAUCUGAACCACUUCAAAUUGCUUUAUUUAGUUUGAGUAAAGUUUCUUACAUUUUCUAGUUUUAAUCAGUGGAUUAACAUUUGAGUGACAGUGCGCAAGAGGUUUCAUUAGUUUUUACUAGACGUCUAUACAUUGGAUGCCCAGAUCGUUCAAGUUUUGGGGAAUCUAGAUCAAUCUUAGCUGUCAAGAAUCAGGAGAUUAUGGCUAACGUUAUCUUUACUUUGCAUUGCCUAACGGACUGCCCGAUCUCCAGGAGAUUAUGGCUUUAUCAUGGGUUUGGUCUUUGGUAUUUUCUGGCUGAAAUUGAAGGUUCUGAGCAAAAAUCUGAUCCAGAGACUGAAAAGGACUGCAGAUGCUGUUGGAUUCUGACCUCCCUGCACUCGAAGUGGAUUUUCUGGAGCUACAGAAGCCCAAUUGGCGCGCUCUCAACGGCAUUGGAAAGUAGACAUCCUGGGCUUUCCAGCAAUAUAUAAUAGUCCAUACUUUGCCCAAGAUUUGAUGGCCCAAACCGGCGCUCAAAGUCACCUACAGAAAUUCCAGCGUUAAACGCCGGAACUGGCAUAAAAUUUGGAGUUAAACGCCCAAACUGGCAUGAAAGCUGGCAUUUAACUCCAGAAAAUGUCUCUACACGAAAUUCCUUCAUUGCUCAGCCCAAGCACACACCAAGUGGGCCCGGAAGUGGAUUUUUCUGUUAUUUACUCAUUUCUGUAAACCUUAGGACACUAGUUUACUAUUAAUAGGAUCUUUUGACAUUGUAUCCGUACCUUAUGACCUCAUAACAUUUCUUACACGUUUCUUUCCACAGUAUGAGUCUCUAAACCCCAUGGUUGGGGGUGAGGAGCUCUGCUGUGUCUUGAUGGAUUAAUGCAAUUACUACUGUUUCUUAUUCAA